This is a messenger RNA of Pecten maximus, 2956 nucleotides long. Its product is annotated as solute carrier family 23 member 2-like. The transcript has 12 exons. Lineage: Eukaryota; Metazoa; Mollusca; Bivalvia; Pectinida; Pectinidae. Gene Ontology annotation, biological process: transmembrane transport. The record is from RefSeq and is a predicted model, not a curated record. Gene Ontology annotation, cellular component: membrane. Bases 185 to 2176 code for a protein of 663 amino acids. Gene Ontology annotation, molecular function: transmembrane transporter activity.
UUAGCCCAAGUCUUCAUAUACCUUAUGUCUGAACUAUACACGCGAGCAGUUCAUUACCUCCGGCGUAAGCUUCCCUUGACGCUCCAGAAGAAAAUACCAUCGCCAGGUAUCACCGAUCAGUUGACAUACAAAUACAGACAGACCUAGCUUUGUGCAUACUAGUCUUCUGGAAACGUACUUGAUAAUGGAGCUAAGUGGACAAGAAGAUAUUAAAAAGGACAGUGACGAUACUCGGAUAGUUGGGAAGACAAAUGAAGGCUUCGAUAGCGAUGUUGUUAAGGAGCUAUCUCACCAAGAUAAAACUCACGUCAAUGGUCAAUCAGGACGAAGACGAGUAUCAUAUGCCUCCGACAAGAAUCGGAAAGCGUCCCAGGAAAAUGACCUCCCUAGUGUUGAUUUAAAAGAAGAGGAUGAAACGGCUCAGCCCUUUUUGUUUACCGUCAGUGAAACACCCCCAUUACACAUGCUCCUUCUAAUAGGAUUCCAGCAUGCUCUACUCUCAUUGUCCGGGUCACUCGCCGUCGUCCUUAUCGCCGCUGACGUCAUUUGUGCUAAAGAUGACCCGGAGUUUAUAUCACAAAUGCUAAGCUCCACGCUUUUCGUAAAUGGUGUAUCCACGAUUCUGAUGGUGACCAUUGGAGCCAGGUUACCAUUGUACCAGGGAGCGUAUGGAGGAUACAUAAUUCCCUUACUCACACUAAUGCAGAUUGACCCUAAUCGCUGUUCUAUUACACGUCCGGCAGACACACCACUAAACUCCAGUUUAGGGUUUAACUCCACAACCACACCGAUAUCGUUCAAUGAAGAACAAGCAAAGAAAGAUCUCAUCAUGUCAUAUUUCAACGAGAUACAAGGUUGCCUUAUGAUCGUUGGCGCUAUUCACUUCCUGGUUGGCAGUACUGGCCUCGUGGGCGUAUUGCUAAGAUACGUUGGGCCAAUCACUAUUGUCCCCAGUAUACUACUGCUGGGAAUAUACGUGGCCGAACCUGUCAUGAGCUUUGUUGUCCCACACUGGGGGAUGUCACUUCUGACAUGCGCUAUAGGAUUUAUUCUGGCUUUUUACCUGGCUAACUGGAAGAUGCCUAUAGCAAUAUGGACUAGAACAAAGGGUUUCCAUAUCAUCCGCUACCCUUUUCAUCAGAUAUACGCCAUCCUAAUAGCGAUCGUCAUCUCCUGGUUAAUCAGCUUUAUCAUAACAGUGGCCGGUGGUUUUACGGACGAUCCGACAGACAAAGGCUACCAGGCUAGAACGGACGCCAGACUUGACUCAGUCACUAAUGCGAAAUGGUUCUUCUUCCCUUAUCCCGGAUUAUAUGGGAAUCCAUCCUUCAGCUCAACUGUCUUCGUCGGCUUUCUCAUUGCGACCUUCAUCUCUAUCCUCGACUCUAUCGGAGAUUACUACGCAUGCGCAGCCACAUGUCGUGUUCCACCCCCGCCAUCGUUUGCCGUUAAUAGAGGCAUAGCUGUUGAAGGGUUUUGUACCGUGCUGUCUGGGUUACUGGGCUGUCCCCAAGCAACAACCACAUAUGGAGCAAACAUAGGGGCCAUCGGCAUCACGAGGGUAUCCAGUCGCAGUGCUUUUAUUAUAACCGGUAUAAUCUACAUCAUCUUUGGGAUAAUAGGGAAGAUCUCUGCCGUUUUUGUCACUAUCCCCUACCCUGUCUUGGGAGGAGCACUAAUCAUCAUGAUGGGCAUGUUUAACGGGGUUGUGUUAUCCAAUUUGGUCUCCGUGGAUUUAACCUCUUCCAGGAAUCUUGCUAUAAUGGGAGUCUCUAUUCUGAUGGGCCUUCUCGUCCCUCUCUGGGUAAAAAAAUACCCGAAUGACAUUAGCACAGGGAACACUGAAGUGGAUUUUAUUUUGAAGGGACUUUUAGGAAAUCCUAAUUUUUCGGGAGCGAUACUAGCUUGUUUUCUGGAUAAUACCGUACCAGGAACACUGGAGGAGCGAGGGAUUGCCGCCUGGCAGAACCAGGGAGGGGACGAAUCUGGGGCGACAAUCGACUAUGUAGAAGGGGAAGAACUGUAUGAAACCUGGUUACCUAGGGCAAUAAAAGAAUGGAAAGGUCUUGAAUACAUCCCGUUUAUGCCUACACCAAAGAAACGAAAACAGAGUCUGUCUGGACAGUGGGCACGCAGGAAGUCACUCAUCGCUGGUGUAUCUGAUGUGAUGGUUUAAUCCUUAAAGUAUACAUACCAUAUGUACCGGAAAAUCUUCGACACAAAGUAACAGACAUACAGUUCCUGGUGUAAUAAACUGAAUCUCCUAUAUAUACCAAGGGUUUACAACUAUCUCAGUAGUAAGUGUAUAGCAAUUAAUAAAGGUAAUCAGUCUGUAAUCCUGAAGUUUGUUAGUCGAUUUACUAAAUAAAACAAGGUUAAUUUUGUAACCAGUAUUAUAAUCUUCACUCUGUCAAUUAGAAUUAUGUAUUUUAUAGAAUACCGGUAUUAGGAGUUUCGUUAUAUAAUCAAAGUCACAAAAAAUAUGGUAAUUUUACAUGAUAUGAACCUUGUGUUAACUGCGCGAGAAACUCUUUUGCGAGGAAAGAAACAUGUUGACUCUCGUUAUUUACUACAAAACUCAAUUAUCAGUUCUAAUCACUAUUGAUUCCAUCACACAAAAAUAUUUUACAUGAAGUCGGUCACGUGUUACUCACCUACAUAUGUAGUAGUACCAGUGCGAAACUCCUCUAGAAUGCCCCCCUCCCCCGAAAAAAGGCAUUCAUUCUUAAACUAUCAAAUACUAAAGAUAACAAUGUGUUUUGAUGUUGGUACAUGUAGUUUCGAUAGUAAAACCAUAUAUGGUAUUUCAUUCAAUAAUCGUAAUCGAGAAAAUAUUGUGAAGACACCGUAGAUUUUGUAUUUUUUAGAAGCUUGUCUUCUCAAUCUAGAAACAUAUCAUAUGGAUUUUGUGUAAAACUGUUAAUGAAAAUGUUUUACAUUAAAAAUGUUAUGUUUA